Messenger RNA from Annulohypoxylon maeteangense, 1735 nucleotides. RefSeq lists its product as uncharacterized. The coding region runs from base 438 to 1463 and encodes 341 amino acids. The record is from RefSeq and is a predicted model, not a curated record. Lineage: Eukaryota; Fungi; Ascomycota; Sordariomycetes; Xylariales; Hypoxylaceae. The transcript has a single exon.
AUCUACGGUCAAUGUCUCUCUUUCAGUUCUACUGGCUCGAAAGAAAUGUAUUUAUAAAAGCACAAAAUAUGAUCUGACACACUCAAGAAGAGCUAUGGGCAGAAAGCAACGUAGUUGGGCUUAAAAUAAAUUCGGCCGCCAAUGCUGACGUUCCAUUUUUCGGUAUGGAUUAUAGUAGUUGUACUAAUUACAGACGAGGGGUAAGUCUGUGUCUGUCCUGGCGCUCAAAACUGAUAAGCACCAAAAGGCACGGCACAGCUGUGCGCAUUGGGGGCUGGGCAAGCUCGAGCACUAGGCUUUUCAGUAUACCGGUAGGUAAACCCUUCAGGCCAAGAACACUUAUUAUAUAUCCAGCGGGUAUUCCCCGAACAGAAAUAAGGACACAUCAUCUAAAACAGAUGUCUUCGGCAAACAGCAGAUAUCCCUCGAGAUGACCGAUGGGGGUAAUUGGCGCAGCAAUCAGAAAGACGCGGCGCCUCAGAAGGCGAUACGCUGUCACCAUCACAAUGAGGACGUUUCUGGAAAAUCGACAGUUUGACACUACUUCGAAUUCUUCAAAGAGUCUACCACACCAUCCCAUGAGAGGUAUCACGCCAGAUUUAGGCGACGAAACUAGGGAAGACGAUAUGUACCUUUUUGAUACUCCUCCUCAACAACCUCCGACCUUGGACCCCGACCACGAAUUUAUGAAGAUUAAAGAUCCUAUCACGACAUUUGUUCUGAAGCAAUUCCUAGAGUUCCGAAUAGCCAGCGAUUCUAAAAAGGGGGGUAGAAGCUGGUCUAAGAUGCGAAGGUGGUCCGAUGACAAGGUCGAAGAUGAAGAAAUGGUAGUGAAUGCCGAAACCCCUAUCCCCAUCCAACGCCAUUAUGCAUGCCCCUUCUAUAUAUAUAACCCGGAGAAACAUCUUACUUGCCUUACGAGAGUCAAUCUCGUAGAGAUAAAAGACAUCAAGCAGCAUCUCUGGAAUGCUCACCGGUUACUGCCAUAUUGUCCAACUUGUGGUGAAACCUUUACCACAACGGGAAAUUCCGAUAUACAUAUUCGACGCCGAUCCUGCAGCCCUCGGGGAAUCCCGCGACCCGAAGGCAUCAGCCUACAGCAGAUGCAGCAACUGGCACGACGUGCGGAAGCCUGGAUGUCCGAAGACUUACAAUGGCUGUCCAUCUGGGAAAUCGUUUUCCCCGGUGCAGAAUUACCAGACUUUACCCACCCUUCACGCACUGUAGAAUCCAUCGUCUGCCAAUUUCAAGAUUACUGGUCAAGCCACGGAGAAAAGGUCAUAUCUGAUUUUCUCGAAGAGAAGGGCUUCGCCGCUUAUAAGCUGCCAGACGAAGAACAGAAUUUGGUGGCUUUGCGUAGUAUCAUUCUCGAUCAAGUUAUUGAUCGGCUAGUGGAAAGUUUCGAACACGACAACGAUAGCACUAUCUCUACAAAGACCGAGAAAGUCUUAGCUUCGCUAUAACAGUAAUAACGAGGCAGAAUGAGGAGACGAUAUAAUGAUUUAUGGCUGAGAAUGGAUACCUGGCCGGCUGGAGCAAGGCGUUAUAGACUGAGAGUGUGUUUUUUAUAGACUUGACGGACAUUUCAUGUACGGUUUUAGACCACAUACCUAUACAAUUAUUUUCAAGAACUGAUGAAAUCAUGGGUAUUCUAAGGAGGCCACCUAGAAACAAGUGUAAUUUAAGAUUUUGAGUUAAUUCUUUCCGCAAAACAAUCACUUUGAUUUUACCCCUG